CUUAGCCUUUUUCACCCACAAAGUAUUGCUUUCUCAUUUCUCAUAUAGUAAGUGAGUGCUUAUACACGCAGAGUUCUCUAUCUCAAUCACCCUUUUCGAAAGAAAAAAAAAAAUUUAUAUAACUGAGUCUCAAUCAACCCACGUUGAGUACUGGAAGAUAAGAAAUGGCCAGCUCUAGGCUGCUGAUUGGUGCUGCAUUCUUGGUUUUACUCUUUGUGGACCUUGCCUUUGCUGCUAGAUCAUUAGGUGGUGGAGGAGGAGGAGGUGGUGGCAGUGGUGGUGGUGGAGGUGGUGGUUCAGGCCUUGGGUAUGGUUCCGGGUAUGGCUCGGGGUUCGGGUCUGGUGGUGGUUCUGGAUAUGGUGCAACAGGAGGAGGAGGAGGUGGUGGUAAGGGAGGAGGAGGGGGAGGUGGUGGAGGUGCUUCUGGGUCUGGAUAUGGGUCUGGAGGUGGCUCUGGUUAUGGGUCCGGAUAUGGGUCUGGUGGAGGGAACGGAGGUGGAGGAGGUGGUGGUAGUGGUGGUGGUGGAGGUGGAGGUGGAGGGAAAGGAGGUGGAAGUGGCUCUGGUUAUGGCUCGGGAUAUGGAAGUGGUGGGGGAUAUGGAAGUGGAGGUGGUAAGGGUGGAGGUGGUGGAGGAGGUAUGGGUGGAGGUGGAGGUGGCGGCGGUGGUUCCGGCGCUGGCUCUGGCUCUGGCUACGGCUCAGGCUAUGGAGAAGGAUAUGGAGAGGGGGGUGGCCAUGGUUAUGAUUUCCCAUGAACAUAAAAGGCUUAUUUGUUUUAGUAGCAUUUGAUGGUUUGGCUUUUGGCAUUUGUAAUUCUAAAAAUAAAAUUUGCAGCAGCCUCAUCAGUCAUCACCAUAUUACCUUAUGCAUGAAUAUGUGUUGGUGGAAGUUGCAUACGUACGUGCAUGUCUGCGAACUCGCACUGUAUUUUUAAGCAUUGUUACUACUAGCUAGCCUUACUACAUUUGUAUUACUCAUAUAUAUAAAAUAAAAGUUACUUUGUUGUGUUAUUA
Quercus lobata is the source of this 1013-nucleotide messenger RNA. RefSeq names its product putative glycine-rich cell wall structural protein 1. The transcript has a single exon. NCBI's taxonomy places the organism in Eukaryota, Viridiplantae, Streptophyta, Magnoliopsida, Fagales, Fagaceae. The record is from RefSeq and is a predicted model, not a curated record. Bases 165 to 755 code for a protein of 196 amino acids.